Anolis carolinensis (green anole) is the source of this 3273-nucleotide messenger RNA. RefSeq names its product YTH N6-methyladenosine RNA binding protein F3 (gene ythdf3). The coding region runs from base 351 to 2114 and encodes 587 amino acids. Lineage: Eukaryota; Metazoa; Chordata; Lepidosauria; Squamata; Anolidae. Gene Ontology annotation, cellular component: cytoplasm. Gene Ontology annotation, molecular function: mRNA binding; N6-methyladenosine-containing RNA reader activity. The record is from RefSeq and is a predicted model, not a curated record. The transcript has 6 exons. Gene Ontology annotation, biological process: mRNA destabilization.
GACGGAAAGGUCGCCUGCGACGUCGUCGUCAGCAGCCAGGGAGGAGGAGGAAGAGGGGGAGAGAGAGCGGAAGGUCAGGGCGCUGCGGAGCGGAAGUGGGAGCCGGAGCGCGUCCGCCAUUGUGGGAAAGCGAAGCCCGGAGAGAAGAAGGGAGAGAGGGAGGGAAGCCAGCGUCCAGCGGGUUGCUUUCCGAGGCGAAGGAGGAGGUGGGCCGGGCUGCGGAGACAAUCAGGCGGCGGCGGAGGAGGUGGAGAGAGUGGUGGAAAAAGCGGCGCCUGGAGGGAAGCGAGACUGAGGAGCAGGCCCGAGCGGAGCGGUGGGGGUGAGGGGGAUUGCGCGCCCCGUGAAGAAUGUCAGCCACCAGCGUCGACCAGAGACCUAAAGGACAGGGAAAUAAAGUUUCAGUGCAAAACGGUUCGAUUCAUCAAAAGGAUGCAGUAAAUGAUGAUGAUUUUGAGCCAUAUCUAAGUAGUCAGACAAAUCAGAGUAAUAGCUAUCCACCAAUGUCAGACCCAUAUAUGCCUAGUUAUUAUGCUCCAUCCAUUGGAUUUCCAUACUCUCUGGGUGAAGCAGCAUGGUCCACAGCAGGAGAUCCUCCAAUGCCAUACUUGACAACAUAUGGACAGAUGAGCAAUGGUGAACACCACUACAUCCCUGAUGGUGUAUUUAGUCAACCUGGGGCUCUAGGAAACACUCCUCCAUUUCUUGGUCAGCAUGGAUUUAAUUUUUUUCCUGGGAAUGCAGAUUUCUCAACAUGGGGAACAAGUGGAUCUCAGGGGCAAUCAACUCAAAGCUCUGCUUAUAGCAGCAGCUAUGGCUACCCACCUAGCUCUCUUGGGAGAGCUAUAGCUGAUGGACAGGCUGGAUUUGGCAAUGAUACUUUGAGCAAGGUACCUGGUAUUAGCAGCAUUGAGCAAGGCAUGACUGGACUGAAAAUUGGAGGGGAUAUGACAGUUGCUGUAACAAAAACAGUUGGCUCAGCUCUUAGCAGUACAGGUAUGACAAGCAUUGCGGCAAACAGUGUUCCUGUGGUUAGCAGUUCAGCACCUAAACCAACCUCAUGGGCUGCCAUUGCUCGAAAGCCAGCUAAGCCUCAGCCAAAACUUAAGCCUAAAGGCAAUGUGGGAAUUGGGGGGCCUGCUGUUCCACCACCUCCUAUAAAACACAACAUGAAUAUUGGAACUUGGGAUGACAAAGGGUCUAUGGUCAAAGCUCCCCCAACCCAACCAGUACUGCCUCCUCAGACAAUAAUUCAGCAGCCUCAGCCAUUAAUCCAGCCACCUCCGAUGGUGCAAAGCCAACUGCCUCAGCCACAGCCUCAGCCACAGCAGCCACAAGGACCUCAGCAACAGGCUCCGCCUCAUCAACUGCAACAGCAACAGCAGCAACAACUGCAAAACCGCUGGGUGGCUCCUCGCAAUAGGGGUGUAGGCUUCAAUCAGAGCAAUGGAGCUGGCAAUGAAAACUAUGGUAUAGGUGUUAUGCCAGUUAGCUCUUCGCCUUCUGGUAUAGAAGUGCACCCAGUAUUGGAGAAACUAAAGGCCAUAAAUAAUUAUAAUCCCAAAGACUUUGAUUGGAACCUGAAGAAUGGGCGUGUGUUUAUAAUCAAAAGUUAUUCAGAGGACGAUAUACAUCGUUCCAUUAAGUAUUCUAUCUGGUGUAGUACAGAACACGGUAAUAAGCGCUUGGAUGCUGCAUACCGUUCACUGAAUGGAAAAGGCCCACUCUAUUUACUUUUCAGUGUGAAUGGCAGUGGACACUUUUGUGGAGUGGCUGAGAUGAAGUCUGUGGUGGACUACAAUGCGUAUGCUGGAGUCUGGUCUCAGGAUAAAUGGAAGGGGAAGUUUGAUGUUAAAUGGAUCUUUGUUAAAGACGUUCCGAACAACCAGCUGCGGCACAUUCGCUUGGAAAACAAUGACAACAAACCAGUUACCAAUUCAAGGGACACUCAAGAAGUCCCCCUAGAAAAAGCCAAGCAAGUGCUUAAAAUAAUUGCUACUUUCAAGCAUACCACCUCAAUCUUUGAUGACUUUGCACAUUAUGAAAAGCGUCAAGAAGAGGAGGAAGCCAUGCGUAGGAAAUAUUGUUUUGGAUCCAACCAACUGGUGGGAUAGAGUGGGGGUGGGGGAGAGAAAUAGAAACAAACAAUAACUAUAUGGAGAUGGUCCUGCUAGAAUUACAACACUAAUGAUGUAGACUCUGGAAAUGCCUAAUAUGUCUAAGAAGACGUUAUUAAAGCUUUGUUCCUGCUUAAGGUGACAUCUUUGAACACUUUAACACAAAAUUGACUCUUCUUGUAAUGGUUCUCAUCAGUGCAUCUGCCCUUAUACUCUCUCACCAAACACACUUGAGAACUGUAAUUUUGUCAAGCACUUUCUGUCCUGAAGCUUUUACCAGUAUCUGCUGUCUUUUGUAAUUAUGCAUCCUAGCUAAGGCACAGGAGAUGGAACGAAUGCAAGGAUUCAUUAACUCUUUGAAUUUGUUAAAUACUAACAAUUAACCAUCAUAAGUGGUUCAAUGAUGUGAGAUUCACAUUGCUUCAACUUAUUUUUCUUUGAUGUAGUUUUUUAAUUGUCAGUUUUUAGCUAUUCAGCAGAAUUUAAAGCAAAAUCAUGCCAUAUUUAGUCCUGGAGUAAAACUCAAGUCUAAAUGUUCAUGUGAAAAUUAUUGUAGUAAACUUUUAAUAUGGCAAGGCAACUCUGAGCUACAGUUUAGCCAAAUGAAUGAUAACAUGAAAUUAUAUUAGAAUGACAUUUUCCCUUGUUUCAAACUGUUUGGUGUAGAGAAUAUUAAUAUAUGCAGCUUGGUGGGCCACACCAGUUAAUGCACAUUUCCUUAUUCUUUUCUGUAACAUGUAUACCGAAAAAAGUGCAUUUGUCUGAGGAACUGUUUGUUUGCUACCACUCAGUCUCAGUUUUGAGUACAUGUACCUCAGUCUAAAUCAGACUUUUUAUGACCUUUAUAACUACACGUAAAAUCUUUAAUUCCUAUUUCUGGGUGUUUGCAAGCCUGAAAAGAUUGCUAUCAUGGAAGUGAAAAUUUACUCCUCUAGGUGAUUCACUAGCUAAAUAAACAUAACUCUUGUUUUAGCAAGCAUAUACUCAAUUUCUCAGAUUUUGUUUGUUCCCAGCUCUGAAUAUAAAAGUCUGGUAUCCUUUCAAUUCAAAAUACUUUGGGAAAUAAACGUUUAUCCAUGGUUUCAGUUUGUAUGCUUUCAUGGCUGUGUUUACAUGUUAUCUGUUAGUACUAUAUAAUAAAAGCCUAGGUACCAUA